Doryrhamphus excisus (bluestripe pipefish) is the source of this 3472-nucleotide messenger RNA. NCBI's taxonomy places the organism in Eukaryota, Metazoa, Chordata, Actinopteri, Syngnathiformes, Syngnathidae. The record is from RefSeq and is a predicted model, not a curated record.
GGUCAGGAGAGUCCUGUCAGACGCAAGCUGAGUUUACCACCUCUCUCUCCCUCAGUGGCGAGUCAACGUGUUCGACUAUUUGCCUUCAACUUCACCCCCCUUGGACUCCCCAAUAAAUAACCUACAGCGGAACCGACCGGGCCAUGGCCUUCCUUGGGAGCACGGUUCGGCGCUUGGCGUCGGCAGCGACACGCCCCCCGCUCGCCACCCCACUGUGCCGUGCCAGUUCUCGAACCUACAGUUCAGAGCCCACCAAAGAGAAGAGCGUCCCCUAUGAAAAGACGCUCAAGCAGGAUGACGGCAGCUCUUCAGGUCCGACUAAACCAUUACCAAGGUCGGCGGACGUUGUGGUAAUCGGAGGAGGCAGCCUGGGCUGCCAGACUGUCUACCACCUCGCCAAAAUGGGGCUGACCAACGUGGUUCUGCUGGAGAGGGACCGACUGACUGCCGGAACCACCUGGCACACUGCAGGUCUCCUGUGGCAGCUGCGCCCGAGCGACGUCGAGGUGGAGCUGCUGGCCCACACCAGAAACGUGAUCAGUAAAGACCUGGAGGAAGAGACGGGCCUCCACACCGGCUGGAUCCAGAACGGAGGACUGUUCAUUGCAUCCAACAAGCAAAGGCUGGACGAGUACAAGCGUCUCAUGUCGCUGGGUAAAGUGUACGGCAUCGAAUCCCACGUGCUGUCACCAGCCGAGACCAAGGACCUCUACCCCCUGAUGAACGUCAACGACCUCUACGGGACGCUGUACGUGCCCAAAGAUGGCACCAUGGACCCAGCGGGCACCUGUACCACAUUGAGCAGAGCGGCUUCAGCUCGGGGGGCCACGGUGAUCGAGAACUGCCCCGUGACUGGCAUCCAAGUGCGGGCGGACGACCUCGGGGUGAGGAGGGUCAAGGCAGUGGAGACGCCGCACGGCACCAUCGAGACGCCGUGUGUGGUUAACUGUGCAGGCGUCUGGGCCACCAAACUGGGGGAAAUGGCCGGUGUGAGGGUGCCCCUCAUCGCCAUGCAUCACGCCUACGUGGUGACUGAAAGAAUCGAAGGCAUUCAGAAUAUGCCAAAUGUGAGGGACCAUGAUGCAUCGGUGUACCUCCGUCUCCAAGGUGAUGCCCUCUCCGUGGGCGGAUAUGAACAGAACCCGAUCUUCUGGGAUGAGGUUUCCGAUAAGUUUGCCUUCAGCCUGUUUGACUUGGACUGGGAUGUUUUCACGCAACAUAUCGAGGGUGCCAUCAACAGAGUUCCUGUCCUGGAGCAGACUGGGAUUAAAUCCACGGUCUGUGGACCAGAAUCCUUCACAGCAGACCACAAACCGCUGAUGGGAGAAGCUCCAGAGGUUCGAGGUUUCUUCUUGGGCUGUGGCUUCAACAGUGCUGGUAUGAUGCUCGGCGGUGGUUGUGGCCGAGAGCUGGCUUACUGGAUCAUCCAUGGACGCCCUGAGAAGGACAUGUACGGAUAUGACAUCAGGCGUUUCCACAACUCGCUGACGGGCAACCAACGCUGGAUCCGAGAGCGGAGCCACGAGUCGUACGCCAAGAACUACUCGGUGGUUUUCCCCUUUGAUGAGCCGCUGGCCAGCAGGAACAUGAGGAAGGAUCCCUUCCACCAGGUUCUGAUGGAGCAGGGCUGCGUGUUCCAGGAGAGGCAUGGCUGGGAAAGACCAGGUUGGUUCACCAAAGGUGGAAAAGCUCCGGUGAAAGACUACGAUUACUACGGUGCCUAUGACGUCAAGAAGAAUCAAGAGUACAAAUACAACGAGCUGCUGGGCAAAGAGUACACCUUUGACUUCCCGCCACAUCAUGAUGUGAUAAAGAGCGAGUGCCUGUCAUGCAGGCACGGUGUCGCCGUGUUUGACAUGUCCUACUUUGGAAAGUUCUACCUCACCGGGCCCGACGCCAGGAAAGCAGCAGAUUGGUUGUUCACCGCCGAUGUCAACAAGAAGCCAGGUUCCACCGUGUACACCUGCAUGCUGAAUAAAAGAGGAGGUACCGAAGCUGACCUGACGGUGAGCAGACUGGAGGCCGGAGCCGCCAACCUCCCGCUGGCGCCCGAGUCCAACGGUGACGCGUACUACCUGGCUAUCGGUGGGGUUGUCGCCGAACACAACUGGAACCACAUUCGAAGCGUUCUCCAGGACCAGGGCUUCCGCUGCCACCUCACAGACCACUCGGAAAACAUGGGCAUGAUCAGCAUACAGGGACCCAAGAGUCGGGAGGUUCUACAGGAGGUGUUGGACGCGGACCUCAGCAACGAAGCCUUCCCUUUCUCCACACACAAAGUUGUCAACGCCGCUGGCCAUCAAGUCCGGGCGAUGCGGCUGUCCUUUGUGGGGGAGUUGGGUUGGGAGCUCCACAUCCCCAAAGACUCCUGCCUUCCCGUCUACCACGCCGUCAUGGCGGCCGGCGCCAAGCACGGCAUCAUCAAUUCUGGCUACCGGGCCAUUGACUCACUCAGCAUCGAGAAAGGCUACCGCCAUUGGCACGCCGACCUCCGCCCCGAUGACACGCCCCUGGAGGCGGGGCUUGCCUUCACCUGCAAGAUGAAGAGCUCCAUCCCUUUCCUGGGUCGAGAUCAGCUGGAGAAACAGAAGGAAGAGGGCCUGAAGAGGCGCAUUGUGUCCUUCACCAUCGACGAGAAAGUUCCCAUGUUUGGCUUAGAGGCCAUCUUCCGGAACGGCGUUCCCGUGGGUCACCUGCGCCGCGCAGACUACGGCUUCUACAUCGACAAGACCAUCGGCUACGGAUACGUGCGCAGUCCUGACGGAGGAACGGUGAGCGCCGACUUUGUGAAGAGCGGCGAGUUCACGCUGGAACGUAUGGGAGUGACGUACGCGGCCAAGGCCCACCUCAGAUCUCCCUUUGACCCCGAGAACAAGCGCGUGAAAGGCGUCUAUGACUGAGCCGGCCCGAGAAAAGAGACAGCGAUGUUUAAGAUGCAAAGUCUCUCAGGCCAAAUGUGAACUUUUAUUCCCGGCUGUGAUUGGACAGAAGUGUGAGAGGAGGCGGGAUUGACCGGCGCUCAUCUUCACCAGCGAGGUCCUUUAGUAUCCUUUUGUGGGAUCGUCGACUUGUGGAAUCAUCAUCACUGAUGGAAACCUUUUCAUUCUUACCAUUCUUUUCUCUUGCUGCCAUUUCCAAGGAACCAGCUGCUAGCUUAGCAGCUAACCUGGACCUGAUCAUUUGUUAGCUGCUGAACCCUCCAAAAAAUCGCCAUUUUAGUGUUUUAUUGCUGCAUAAAAUGCCUGUUUGAGUAAUAAUUGUCAAUAAAUUGUUCAGACACGCGGAAAAAUGCCUUUAAAGAACAAUAGUGUGCUUGAUGAGUUUGCUUAAUAACUCAUGCUAGUCGAGUGAUAGUUGAGUGAUUUUGAUGCCUUCCAGGGACAAAUAGUUUGCCCAACAGCUUGGUAAAAUGUAUUUUUUACUGUUAAGACACCAGGAAAUGCCAUUAAAGAACAAUUAUGUGAUUCUUGGA